Molecule: messenger RNA, 2226 nt
Organism: Hansenula ciferrii
Lineage: Eukaryota; Fungi; Ascomycota; Saccharomycetes; Phaffomycetales; Wickerhamomycetaceae
Product: Transcriptional activator ARO80
Exons: 1
Coding region: 1-2226 (741 amino acids)
Biological process (GO): DNA-templated transcription; regulation of DNA-templated transcription
Cellular component (GO): nucleus
Molecular function (GO): DNA binding; DNA-binding transcription factor activity, RNA polymerase II-specific; zinc ion binding
Source: RefSeq, a predicted model, not a curated record
AUGACACCACCCAGAAACAACAUGUUAGCAACUACAACAUCAUCAUCAGAUCAUACCAUUAUGAAAGACCAAAAAGUCAGACAACGAGCUUCAAGAGCUUGUUUGAAUUGUCGUGAGCUCAAGAUCAAAUGUGAAUCUUCAAAUGAUGGCAAUUGUGUCAGAUGUAACCGUGAAGGGAAAUCUUGUGUCUUUGUUACUAGUAAAAGAGGUGGACAUUAUGGUAAAAACAGAUCAAAUUCAUUUGAUAAUGACCGGAUAUUAAACAAGUUGAGCAAGCAUAUAGAUAAUAACAAACAUUCAUUGGACGUUGAACGUACAUCUGAUGGUAACAAAAGAAGAAAAAGUGAAGAUAUUUCAUUAACCACUAUUCAAAACCCUUCAGAUUCAUUAAAUUUAUUAGCUCAAGCUGCUUUCAAAGGUAAUGAUUAUCCAGUAAAUACAUCAACUGAUAACAUUCAUGAUCAAAAUAAUGAAUUAUUAUUCAAUUCUAAACAAAUUUAUGAACAAGAAGUUGCAAAAUCAAGAUCAAAUUCAAUUCAUUCUUCAUCAUCAUCAUCAUCAUCAUCUAGUCAAGAUACAUCUAACUCAAGUCCAAACGAACGGUUAAAGAAAUUUUGUCUCGUGGAAAGGGGAAUUCUUACACCAACAACUUUUAAAACUUUGAUUUCUACAUAUUUUAUAAGGCAUCAUCAAUAUAUGCCAGUAUUACCAGCUCAUAGAGUUCUUAGAUCUGAUUCUGAAUUAUGUGAUUUAGCUGAAAAUGAACCAAUUUUAGCCAUAACAUUUGUUAUUAUAGCUUCAAGAUUUGAAAAUUCUAAAAUCCAUCAAGAAAGUUGGUCAUAUAUGUCUUCAAUUAUUCAAGACUUAACUUUAGGAAUAAUUAAACCAACUUUAGGUGCUAUCGAAUCUCUAUUAACACUUUCAGAAAAUGUCCCCAUAUUAAAACAAGUUGUAAACCACAAGGAAUUAUAUGAAUUAGAAGAAAGAUUUAGUUGGAAUUUAGUUGGUCAAGCUGUUAGAUUAAGUUAUUAUUUAGGUCUUGAUCAAAAAACUUUAUUAGAACCAAAUGAUGCAAUGAGUGAAGAAACUCAUAGAAUGAGAUUCAUAUGGACUUAUUGUCAUUUAGAAGAACGUCAAACUUCAAUUAGAUUUGGUAAGGCAUUUUGGACUCGUGGUCCAACCCUUUGUUUCCCUGGUAUUAUGGGUCAAUCAUAUCUUAAUAAUAAUUAUAAUGAUCAUGAUAUUUCAACAACUUUGAUCCCCUCGGUUCAUACUCCAGAUGCUUAUUCUUCUUAUAUUCAAGCAAUUAUUGAUAGUACAAAUUUAAUGUCAAAUAUUCAUGAUUUAUUAUAUCCUUCAAGAGAUCGGACUAUAUCAUUAGUUAAUCAGGGGGAUUAUCAUAAAAUCUUGGAUGAAUUUACAAUGGGUUUCACUACAUAUAAAUUAACUUGGAAUUCCAAAAAUUGGGAUAUUUUAUCAUUAAAUGAAACUGUAUGGGUAAGUUUCAAUUAUGCAAAAUUAUAUGCUUAUGGAUUUGCAUUUGAAGCUCAUAUGAAAAGAGCUACUGAGAAUUCUUCAAAUGGUACUAAAAAUGUUAAGAAAAUUUUCCCCAAGACAAUGGUUGCAAGUCCUGAUGCAAAAUUUAUAAUUGAAGCUAAAAAUGCAGCUGUGGAAAUUUUGAAAAGUUGUUCAAAUAACCUAAGAUCUUAUGGUGCAAUGGCUUAUCUUCCUGCGAGAUAUUAUGGAUAUUUUGGUCAUUCUGCUGUUUUUUUAAUCAAGAUUAUAUUUACAGGUGCAGUUUGUUAUAAAGAACAAAAAGAAAUUUUAGAUUUAAUUGGUAAAUUAAUUGAAUGUUUUUGUGAUGAAUUCAAAAGUCUUGAUAGAUAUCAUCCAUUAAUUAGAUGUGCUCAACAAUUGAAAAUCUUAAUGCAAACAUUAUGGACCUCAUCAUCAAAUCCUCAUAAUGAAUCUCAUUCAGAUGAACAAAUUGUUCAACCAGAUACAACAUUCCAAGAUGAUUUGGAUUUAAUGAGUACAUGUAGUGAUUCAUUAACUGGUGAUAUUUUCAAUUUAGUUGAUAAUUUUACAUUUGAUCAUUUUAGUCCAAAUUUAAUUGAUGAAAGUGCUGAAGCUGCUACUCAAGAAUUAACUUCUUACUUUACAAAUGAUUUAAAUAGUAAUGUUUGGUUGUCAUAUUUCCAUACUCCAAAACCAAAUCCUUUUUAA